Messenger RNA from Paramecium tetraurelia, 2373 nucleotides. RefSeq lists its product as uncharacterized. NCBI's taxonomy places the organism in Eukaryota, Ciliophora, Oligohymenophorea, Peniculida, Parameciidae. Gene Ontology annotation, biological process: protein modification process. The transcript has 5 exons. The record is from RefSeq and is a predicted model, not a curated record.
AUGAAUAGGGAGGAUUUAGCCAUUUUUCCACACACUCCGUAAUUCUAGACUAUUUACAAUCCAACUCUUGUACAUCCUAUGAGCGCAUUUGUUUCGAGAUCUUCUUACAAAAAUAAUUAAUUAUAACGAAACAAAUUAAAUAGGUUUAAUGUUGAACAAUACUAUUCUAAAAGAUAACACGAUUAAAGACACAUCUCUUUGCCAAGAGCAUUAUAAGCAGUUAAAAAACAAUAAAAUGAAUAGUAGAGAAGGGGAUCACAUUACAAGGAAGCAACAAUAAGUAUAGUAUAUCCAGAUUCAAAGAAUGAAGAUUCAAUUGUCUCAAAAAUAGACAAACUUUCAAAUUUAUAAAAUAACUUAUAAGGAGUACAUAUGGAUCUUGUUGAAGAAAAGAAAACAAACAUAAUCGACCUUAAAAAAUCUUAUACAAGGUUCAAGGAGACCUCGAAAACUAAAACUCUUUUAAGCACUAUUUUAAGAGGGUUCUAAUGUAAAUAAAAUGAUUUUGAUAAUGAUAAUCUCAUUUAAAUUAUGGGACUGCAAAUCAAAGCAUCGAAAUAAUAAGAACAAUAGGCUUUUAGGACUAAAGCAUAUUCUUUAGAAAAGGAAAGAGAAUCCAUAAAAACUUCAAUAGAAAAAAGGGAAACCACAACUCGUUCAGUACAAAAAAGAAGGGAAUCUCCAUAAAGCAAGAUAAAAAAUGUUUCAUAAUCAAACAUGAAAAUAAAUCAAAAUUUUCGAUUUUCAUUAAAUGAAUAUUCAAAUUUGAGUAGAGAUCAACUAUUUUAAACAAAAUUGUUCAGCUACCAUCACUUCUUAUUUAUGGUUUCUGCAUAGAGUAAUUUUUAUGUGGUUCCAUCAAACAAUUUAAUCGAAUUAAAAUUUAAAGUUGGCAAAGGAAACAACAGUUUACUCAUUAAAGAAACUUUUAAAUAAAGAUGGUGGUGGACAUUAAAUUAAGAAGCCGAUAAUAAGGAAUUAAAUUUUAUUUGGACUUAAAUCAAGGUACCUUAAUUUAUGAAUCUAUAAGAAUGGAGUAAGGAAUCAGUCUUAACUCGUUAAAAAUCAUUAUCUACUACAUCAACAGAAUUAAAAAGAAUGAAAAAACCUUAAUCUCCCAAAUCAUUAAAAAAAUCUACAAGAUUCGGUAAAUUCGAUGAUCCUUUACAAAAACUGAUGAAUGAUUAAGAUAUCUGUGAACUUAAGAACAUUGAUAAGUCGAUUUAAGACUUUUAAAAAUAUGCAGAAAAAAAGGAAUUUAAAAUCAUUGACAAUUUUCAUAAAAUUCACAAUCAUAUUGAAAGGAAUUAUCACUUAGGAAAUAAAAAAGCAAUGUUCCACAACAUGAAAAAGUUUUAUGAGUUAACAAAAUAAGAUCUAUUUUAACAUCUACCCGUUACAUUCCAUGUCUCAGGAGUUAAGGAUAAGUCAUACUUGUAAUUUUUGGAAUAUUAUAAAGAAAAGAAGGGAAACGGUAUAUGGAUAGUAAAGCCUGGAGAAUUCACAAAUAGAGGAAAUGGAAUUAUAGUCUGCCAAAAUUUAAAUGAAAUACAUAGAAUUGUCAGUAAAAGAUAAAACCACCCUAAUGGGAAACCUUUUACUUAUUUGAUUCAAAAGUAUAUUGAGAAACCUUUUCUAUACAAUAAAAGAAAAUUUGAUAUUCGAUGCUAUUUUCUGAUAACCUAACUAAAUAAUGUAAUCAGAGCCUAUUGGUAUGAAGAAGGAUAUUUAAGAACUUCGAGUGAAGAGUUUGACAUAAAAGAUGUAAGUAAUUAGUAUGUUCAUUUAACUAAUGAUGCCAUUUAGAAAUAUAGUGAAGCAUAUGGAAAAUAUGAAAAUGGAAAUAAACUAUCCUUUGCUGAAUUUUAAAGGUAUCUAGAUAAAUGGCAUAAUAAUGAUCAUUUCGACUUUUAUAAAGAUUUGUACCCUUAAUUAAAAGUCAUAACAUUAAAUGCUAUUAAAUCAGUAUAUCAUAAGAUUGAACCAUUCAAAAAGAAUUAUAACUUUGAAAUUUUUGGAUUAGAUUUUAUGAUUGAUGAAAAAUUUAAACCUUAUCUAAUUGAAAUAAAUACAAAUCCUUGUUUAGAAUUAAGUUCACCAUUAUUAGGUAGAAUAAUACCAGCCAUGGUUGAAAAUGCCUUUAGAUUAUCUAUUGAUACUUUGGUACCACCACCUGAAUCAUCAGCAUGGCCUCCAAAUAAAAAACAUCUAUUAUUUUAUGAUAAUCUGUUGGAAAAUAAUAGAUUUUAAUUAUUGUUUGAUGAAAAGGAUGAUGCCUUAGAUUUGAAAAACUUGUAUAGCAAUUAAAUUAAUGAUGAUCAAAUUGAUGAAAUGAAUGAGGAAGAAGAAGAAUACAAAUCAGAUGAUGAUUGA